This is a messenger RNA of Nylanderia fulva, 1614 nucleotides long. It is a transcript of the gene Pbp49, whose product is annotated as proximal sequence element A Pbp49. The record is from RefSeq and is a predicted model, not a curated record. Gene Ontology annotation, cellular component: snRNA-activating protein complex. NCBI's taxonomy places the organism in Eukaryota, Metazoa, Arthropoda, Insecta, Hymenoptera, Formicidae. Gene Ontology annotation, biological process: snRNA transcription by RNA polymerase II; snRNA transcription by RNA polymerase III. Gene Ontology annotation, molecular function: core promoter sequence-specific DNA binding; RNA polymerase II cis-regulatory region sequence-specific DNA binding; bent DNA binding.
AUGUGCAGUUUCGCUGUUAUUAAAGUGACCGUAAAGCGAAGCGUGUACGACCACUUUUCUGGUAGAUAUGAAGAGUUUGUUGUCCUUUGACGUGUUUCGUAUAAAAACAUUUUUUUUCCUUUGUCAUUACAAAGUAUAUCCGGUGAUCGUGUCUCUUUAUCAAUUCAAUCUUUAAAUAUCAAUUAUAACCCGCUGAUGGCCGAAAGUCGUAUUUGAGACUGGGUCAAAAAGAAUUUAAAAAGAAGAAGAUGGUUUCGAAAAUUAGCGGGACGUCACACAGGUUGUGAGAGCGCUUGACUGUAAUUGACAGUCGAUUAAUUAACGGUCUAAUAAUUACGAUUAACUUUUUUCACGUGCAAUGACAUUUAUUACUUGCUUUGAUCAUAAGUGAUUAUUUACCAAGAUAGCAAUAUGGAUCAAGUAUAUAAGCUUUAUGAUCGUCAGGCAUCACCAAAGAUUAGUCUAAAGGAAUAUUUUCAGCAAUACGGUGAAUUAGUCAAGUCCUCUUUAUGUCAUGGUACAAGCGAAGACAGUGAAGAAAAGAUUUUUCAACUUAUGGAUGUUCCCUUGCCACAAGGGACAAUUUCCUUAAUCAAACAUUAUUGCAGCAUUGAGAAUUUAUCAUUAGCAAUAGAAACUGCCAAUAGAAAAGAAGAAAAAAAACAAGAAUAUGCUAACAUAUCUGAAAAAGUAUUAGAUAAUGCUUCGUUGGAAACAAUUAAAAUGUUAAAGACAUUAUCUAAGGAACCUAUAAUAAAAUCAAGGAUUCAAAAUGGAUUUCCACUUAAAUAUGAUGAAUCAAGCUGGCCCAAUAAUGAUUCUGUAACACCAUAUGAAGAAUUUUUGGUUUAUUGUAGAGUGUAUGAGCCAUUUGAAAGCCAAUCUCGUUUUUAUAAGUAUAAGAUAAAUAAUAUCCCAUUUCUUAAACUUAAAAGUGUCAUAUCGAUCCUAGGAUGUCAAACUCUUUAUGAUCUACGUGAAAAGAUAAUGUGUCAAUCCGAUCUAUCAAUUAUGGUAGAAACUAGUAAAUAUCAAAAAAAGCCUCAAACAAUGGCAAAAGAUGUCUAUAAAUCAGGAUUCUUUUACAUUGAAGAUACAUUUAUAAGAUAUAUUAGUGCAUCAACCAACGUUGAUUAUAGUGCUGUUAUAUUACAAUGGGCAGAAACUCGGCAGGAUUUAGGUCCAUUUAAAGUUGCAACCAUGGAUGCUCAAAUAAAUUCUCUUUGUGCAAGAUUUGGUUUUCCAUGGGUAUAUCAACAUCAGGGUUGUUGUGAACAUUUAAUUGUGCUGACUGAUGCUAGGUUGGUGACCACAAAUGAUGCAUUAUCAUUGUCUGCCUACCCAAGAAUAGAAAGAUUAAGACCUAUCUCUGGGAAAAAUUGUAUUUAUUGUGGAUUACUUAAUGUACACUGGGUUAUAACAGAACACAAUAGAAUAGAACCACACGGUAUAAGUUAUUUCUGUAAUAAGUGUUUUAUAUCUUAUAAUUAUGUUAAUGGUCAUAAAAGGAAUUUUAAAGCAUAUCAUUAUCCUUGUAUACCAAGCCUAUUGUGUAAAAAACCUACUGGACCUAAACGUCAUAAAUAAAGUUUUUAUCAGUUUCUUAAUUAUUUA